Messenger RNA from Symbiodinium sp. CCMP2456, 1035 nucleotides. The record is from the annotation of a GenBank genome assembly. Lineage: Eukaryota; Dinophyceae; Suessiales; Symbiodiniaceae.
AUGGCCCUGGGAAAGUGGAGCCUGGAAGUGCUGCAGAACAGCCGAGCUCUGUUCCAGCGGAGACGGAAUGGAGAGCCGCCCGAGCCCACCGAGCCAGCAGAGAGGGAUCAGUCGCACUGGCACUGCUGCCAGGCGUCUCGCAGGUUCCAGGUCAGCAGAUAUUGCCGCCGCCGUGCUUGCGCCCUGAUGGGCUUCGCCAUCGUGGCGUUGAGGAUACAGUAUCUGCACGAGCGUGCGGCCCUCCUCUCGCAGAGGGCGGUGAUCACCUGCGCCGACAUGACGAGCUUACGCUCUGCUUUGGAGACGGCCAAUUCCAGCAACUGGCCCCGCUUCAUGCAGGAUACGGACAACGCCACGGAAGAGCGCUGCCGGGACUUGGGAUCAGACCAGGAGCUCGAGGAGCCUCUGGGAGUGGGUGCUGGCAGUCUCGUCGACCACUUUUCCACGGAGAUGAAUAAGCUGCUGCCCCCUCAGUAUCGCUUCGACUUCAUCACGCUCGUCUUGGUGACAGGUGCUUUGUUGUAUCUGGUGCAGACUAGUGACGAGCAUCCGACGCCUCGUGCCCGGAGUAGCCACUCCUUCGCCCUUGCUACGCUGACGGAGUCCCUGGCCCUGUCGGCGGUGGCAGAGACCCAGGAGUCCAAAGCAGUGAAGCGGCUGCAAGCCGCGUACUUCGACCUCGUCUGCCGCAUGCGCCCAGAUCGAUCUGGCAAUUUCCAAGUCGGUAAAAGUGUGGCCAACUUUUCCCGCCCGGGCUGUGCGACCAACUCGGUGAAUGAUGACGCCGUCCUGUCUGCAGGCUCCUCUGCCAUGCCAGAGACAGCAAAUCUGGACACAGAACCGUCGAAAUCUGACUUCAGCAUUAUAGAGCAGUACCGUCAUGAAGACUUCAGCACGUUGAGUACAUCGCAGUCGCCGCCACGACCGAUCUCAUCCAAUGCCAUCACUGCCCUUCAGUGCAGUGAAUCUGCAAAGUCUCGUGGACAGUGGACCUGCUACCAAGCAGCGACAAGGACUCCAGCUCGCCGCGUAUAG